Molecule: messenger RNA, 393 nt
Organism: Dovyalis caffra
Lineage: Eukaryota; Viridiplantae; Streptophyta; Magnoliopsida; Malpighiales; Salicaceae
Source: the annotation of a GenBank genome assembly
AUGGCACUUGAAUGGGUGGUACUAGGCUACGCCGCAGGCGCAGAGGCAAUCAUGGUCCUUCUCUUGACAAUCCCAGGCCUUGACGGACUGCGCAAGGGACUGAUCGCGGUUACACGCAAUCUGCUGAAGCCGUUUAUGUCGGUGGUGCCGUUUUGCCUGUUUCUGCUGAUGGAUAUAUACUGGAAGUACGAGACGAGGCCAAGCUGCGAGGGCGAGUCCUGCACUCCAACUGAGCAUCUCCGACACCAGAAAUCUAUCAUGAAGAGCCAGCGGAAUGCCUUGUUGAUCGGUGCUGCACUCGUUUUCUACUGGCUGCUUUACUCGGUUACUCAUCUUGUUGUGAGGAUCGAGCAGUUGAAUCAGCGCGUCGAGAGGCUCAAGAACAAGGAGUAA